Mollisia scopiformis is the source of this 1937-nucleotide messenger RNA. RefSeq lists its product as uncharacterized. Gene Ontology annotation, biological process: lactate metabolic process. Bases 381 to 1859 code for a protein of 492 amino acids. The record is from RefSeq and is a predicted model, not a curated record. NCBI's taxonomy places the organism in Eukaryota, Fungi, Ascomycota, Leotiomycetes, Helotiales, Mollisiaceae. The transcript is spliced from 7 exons. Gene Ontology annotation, molecular function: L-lactate dehydrogenase (cytochrome) activity; heme binding.
UGAUGGUGUACGAUUCACAAUAGUUUCAGAACCACGUGUUAUUGUAUGUCGGUAAUCGUUUGAGAAAAAGAUUGCACACGAUGUGUAGCAAAAAAAGAAAAUUAUCGUCGCGCCCCUUUCACCCGAAAGAAAACUGAACCCACUGCCGACUAUGGACCCACCUAGACCUCGCAUUCGAAUCGUCAUAAACAAACCAAUUCGAUAUUCCCGAGACUAUUUCAAUAAACUGAUUGUUUUAUCUGAUCGUCUAUUGCGCCUAGAUUUUUCUUCGGGCCUCAUCUUUUUCUCGUCCCUCUCAAUUCUUACACUCUCACCUCUCUCUUUCUCGAUAGUUUCACGAUUUUGACUUUACCUCGGCUCCCAAAAACCUGGUCAACAACAUGCCUCUCACUGGGGAAGAGAUCGCAAAGCACAACUCGCGAGAGUCGUGCUGGGUAAUUGUUCAUGGCAAAGCUUACGAUGUGACGGAAUUUCUGCCAGAACAUCCUGGCGGACCCAAGAUCAUUCUCAAAUAUGCUGGCAAAGAUGCAACCGAAGAAUAUGAACCCAUACACCCUCCGGAUACAUUGGACAAGUACCUCGACAAAUCCAAACAUCUCGGAGUGGUUGACAUGAAGACUGUCGAGAAGGAGGAGAAGGAAGAGUCGCCAGAAGAGAUAGAGAGACAGCAGAGGAUAGAGCGUAUGCCAAUUUUGGAACAAUGCUACAACUUGAUGGACUUCGAGGCAGUGGCGAGGGGUGUCAUGAAGAAAACUGCUUGGGCAUACUACUCAAGCGGUGCUGAUGAUGAGAUUACCAUGAGAGAAAAUCACACAGCCUUCCACAAGAUUUGGUUCCGACCUCGGAUUCUGGUUGAUGUUGAGAAGGUUGAUUUCACAACCACCAUGCUAGGCACGAAAGUCGAUAUCCCGUUCUAUGUUACAGCUACGGCAUUAGGAAAGCUUGGAAAUCCUGAGGGAGAGGUUGUCCUCACACGAGCAGCAAAAAAGCAUAAUGUCGUGCAAAUGAUCCCCACUCUUGCAUCUUGCUCGUUUGACGAGAUCAUGGAUGCAGCAGAAGGUGACCAGGUCCAGUGGAUGCAACUCUAUGUCAACAAGGACCGAGAAAUCACAAAGAAGAUUGUACAACACGCUGAGAAGCGUGGUUGCAAGGGCUUAUUUAUCACCGUCGAUGCUCCGCAACUGGGCCGUCGAGAGAAGGACAUGCGAUCAAAGUUCACAGAUACCGGAUCAAACGUUCAAGCUGGUUCGACAACAGACAAUUCUCAAGGUGCUGCCAGAGCUAUUUCUACGUUUAUCGACCCUGGUUUGAGCUGGAAGGAUAUCCCAUGGUUCCAAUCCAUCACCAAGAUGCCCAUUAUUUUGAAGGGCGUCCAGAGAGUUGAGGAUGUCAUCAGAGCCAUCGAGUCCGGCGUCCAAGGUGUUGUUCUUUCCAACCACGGAGGUCGACAACUCGACUUUGCACGAUCUGGCAUUGAGGUCCUCGCCGAAGUCAUGCCCGUCCUUCGAGAACGUGGAUGGGAAAACAGAAUCGAGAUAUUCGUUGACGGAGGCGUAAGAAGAGCUACGGACAUUAUCAAGGCACUCUGCCUUGGUGCCAAAGGUGUUGGUAUUGGCAGGCCAUUCUUGUAUGCCAUGAGUGCGUACGGACAACCUGGUGUAGAUCGUGCUAUGCAACUUCUCAAGGAUGAGAUGGAGAUGAAUAUGAGAUUAAUCGGAUGCUCGAACGUCGAUCAGCUGAAUCCGACUUUGGUUGACACGAGAGGCCUGAACAUGCACACAACCAGUGUACCAUCUGAUACUUUGGGUAUGUCUGUGUAUGAUCCAUUGGUCAGCCCGAAGGAGAAGGCAAAGUUGUAGAUGAGACGGAGUACCAGAUUCUGCUGGAUUUGUAUAUAUUGAUGCCGUACAUUAUAAAUGAUCUUGAUUACCCAUGCC